Molecule: messenger RNA, 1355 nt
Organism: Notolabrus celidotus (New Zealand spotty)
Lineage: Eukaryota; Metazoa; Chordata; Actinopteri; Labriformes; Labridae
Product: deoxynucleoside kinase
Exons: 8
Coding region: 148-936 (262 amino acids)
Biological process (GO): nucleobase-containing compound metabolic process
Cellular component (GO): cytoplasm; mitochondrion
Molecular function (GO): deoxyguanosine kinase activity; ATP binding
Source: RefSeq, a predicted model, not a curated record
GCUCUGCGCGCGGGAUUUAAUUUAACAACAGCGCGCUAGCAGCUGCUCGCCUUCGCGCGGAGCUCUAACACGAAAGGAACAAAUUAACAAGCAAACAAACAAACAAACAAACAGAGAACCGGAAAAGAAGAAGACACGGUCACUACCAUGGCGACUCCACCGAAGAGAACGUGCCGUGUUCCCGCCAGUUUGUCCCGCAGAGAGAAGAAGAUCUCCAUCGAGGGAAACAUCGCUGCAGGAAAGUCUACGUUUGUUCGUAUCCUGCAGGGGGCGUCAGAAGACUGGGAGGUGAUUCCUGAACCCAUUGGGAAAUGGUGCAACAUUGAGAACAACAGCGAGGACGUUUACCAGGAGUUGAGUUCCUCUCAGAAGAGUGGAGGGAACCUGCUGCAGAUGUUAUACGACAAACCAAGCCGCUGGUCCUACACCUUCCAGAGUUAUGCGUGUCUCAGCAGAGUUCGUUCUCAGCUUCAGUCUCCGUCAGUCAAACUUCAACAGGCAGAGAAACCCGUCCAGUUCUUUGAACGCUCCGUAUACUCUGACAGGUAUGUGUUUGCGUCUAACCUGUUUGAGACUGGUAGCCUGUCGGAGACUGAGUGGAGUGUGUAUCAGGACUGGCACACCUGGUUACUGAACCAGUUUGAAGAGGACAUCGCCCUAGACGCCAUCAUCUACCUCAGAGCCCCCCCACAGCGCUGUAUGCAGCGGCUUCUGCAUCGGGGCCGUGAGGAGGAGCAGGGGAUUCCUCUGGAGUAUCUGGAGCAGCUUCACUUCAAACAUGAAAGCUGGCUGUACCACAGAAACCUGAGGUUGGACUUUGACUACCUGAAUGAUCUACCAGUUCUUAUUCUGGACGUCGACGACGACUUCAAAAACGAUCGCAUCAAACAGGAAGUCAUCAUUGACAAGGUGAGAGACUUUCUCUCCUCACUCUGAAACGUCAUCAACCGAUCAGAGCUUCUGAUGCGAGCAGCGGCUCCUCUGAUUGGACGGAUCAGUCCCCCUGUGUGGUGUUCAGAUUUUAAACUCCACUGUAAAAAGUGUUGAUUUUAACUUCAGUGACUCUUUUUCACUUUAUGAAUUUUCAUUAUUUUUAUUUUUGUAUAUAAACAUUAAAAUGUAGUCACAAGGCUAAUAAUGAUGGCAUCGUGUGUGUGUGUGUGUGUGUGUGUGCGCGUGUGUGUGGGCGUGUGUGUGGGCGUGUGUGUGUGCGCGUGUGUGUGUGCGCGUGUGUUCUCUCUCAAUGUUUGUCCUGACAUUGAGCUAUAAGUGAACACCUCAUGACGGAUUCAGGGGCAGAUGCUUUUCUCUGUAAAUGUGUGAUUAAAGAUCGCCACGCUGAAAGUUCGAUGACA